Ochotona princeps (American pika) is the source of this 2684-nucleotide messenger RNA. Its product is annotated as zinc finger protein 570. The transcript is spliced from 5 exons. The record is from RefSeq and is a predicted model, not a curated record. Gene Ontology annotation, biological process: regulation of transcription by RNA polymerase II. Gene Ontology annotation, molecular function: RNA polymerase II cis-regulatory region sequence-specific DNA binding; DNA-binding transcription activator activity, RNA polymerase II-specific. The coding region runs from base 174 to 1892 and encodes 572 amino acids. Gene Ontology annotation, cellular component: nucleus. Lineage: Eukaryota; Metazoa; Chordata; Mammalia; Lagomorpha; Ochotonidae.
GCGUCAGAAAGAAGCGGGUCCCAGAUGGGCACCCAUCACAAGGGCGGAGCCACGGCAGAGCGCGCCCGUCUAGGGAAAAGCCAGGGGGCUUUGUGGGGUGGGAACGGCCACAGACAACACUCCGGUCGUCCAGGAGGAAAGAAAAGCACAGCGAAUGUGAUCUGUGAUUCUGGAUGCUACAACAGGACUCCAGUCGCUCGGAUUUUCUUUUUCAUCUCAGUCAUCUGAACACACUGCUGUUUUCUCAAGAGCGGAGCCGGAAGAGAGGAAGUAUGGCGGUGGGACUACUUAAGGCCAGGGACCAGGAGUUGGUGACCUUCAGAGAUGUGGCUGUAGACUUUUCCCAAGAGGAGUGGGAUUGUCUAGAUUCUUCUCAAAGGCAUUUAUACAGUAAUGUGAUGCUGGAGAACUACAGUAUCUUGGUUUCACUGGGACUUUGCUUUUCUAAGCCAAGUGUGAUAUUAUUGUUGGAACAAGGAAAAGAGCCCUGGAUGGUGAAGAGAGAGCUGACAAAAGGCUCGUGCACAGGCUGGGAAUCUGUGUGUGAGGCUGAUGAAUUAACCCCAAAGCAGGACCUUUUUGAUGAACAAUACUUCAAGAAGAUAACAGAGAAAAUUACAAGCUUUGGCUUUCAGUACUACAGUUUGAGAGAAGAAUUGAAACAUGAAGACCAUUUUGAGAGGCAAUCAGGAAAUCCGAAGGUACGUUUAAAGCAAGAGAUAAUCACUUACGGAGAAGGUCUUGUUGAUCAAAGACAGCAGGAGUAUAAAACAUCUUGGGAAAGUUUCCAUCAAAAGACAAUGCUUCAUACACACCAGAUAAGCCCCAAAGAGGAAAAAGUACAUAAAUAUAACAUACAUAGGAAAAACUUUAAAAAAAAUGUAGCGACCAUUAAGCUCAAGCCUGUUUAUGCUGAGAAGAAACUUUUGAAGUGUAAUGACUGUGAAAAAGUCUUCAGCCAGAGCUCAUCCCUCACUCUUCAUCAAAGAAUUCAUACUGGAGAAAAACCGUAUAAAUGUUUAGAAUGUGGAAAAGCCUUCAGUCAGAGAUCGAAUCUUGUUCAGCAUCACAGGAUUCAUACUGGAGAGAAACCCUAUGAAUGUAAGGAAUGUAGGAAAGCCUUCAGUCAGAAUGCACACCUGGUUCAACACCUGAGAGUUCAUACUGGAGAAAAACCGUAUGAGUGUAAGGUAUGUAGGAAAGCCUUUAGCCAGUUUGCCUACCUAGCUCAGCAUCAGAGAGUUCACACCGGAGAGAAACCCUAUGAAUGUAUUGAAUGUGGGAAAGCAUUUAGCAAUAGAUCAUCCAUUGCUCAACACCAGAGAGUUCAUACUGGCGAGAAACCUUAUGAAUGUAAUGUCUGUGGGAAAGCAUUUAGCCUUCGUGCAUAUCUUACUGUCCAUCAGAGAAUUCAUACUGGAGAGAGACCCUAUGAAUGUAAGGAGUGUGGUAAAACCUUUAGCCAGAAUUCACACCUCGCUCAACAUCAAAGAAUUCAUACUGGAGAAAAACCUUACAAAUGUCAGGAAUGUACGAAAGCAUUCAGCCAGAUUGCCUAUCUUGCUCAACAUCAAAGAGUUCAUACUGGCGAGAAACCUUAUGAAUGUAUAAAAUGUGGGAAGGCGUUUAGCAAUGACUCAUCCCUUACUCAACAUCAGAGAGUUCAUACCGGAGAGAAACCUUAUGAAUGCAAUGUUUGUGGAAAGGCUUUCAGUUACUGUGGAUCUCUUGCCCAACAUCAGAGAAUUCAUACUGGAGAGAGACCUUAUGAAUGUAAAGAGUGCAAGAAGACCUUCAGACAGCAUGCACAUCUAGCCCAUCAUCAGAGAAUUCACACUGGUGAGUCACAUUCACUCUCAUCACCCAAUCCAGUGAAUCACCAAGUUCUGUAGAUCUAGUCCCUAAGUAUUUUUUUUGGAAUUUAUACUCUUCUCUUUAAUGUUGUCAACCUGGUCUAAGACUCUCCCACCUGGGUCAUUUUUAUAGUUUCUUAGAAGAUCACCAUGUUCAUUUUUGCUAUCCUUAAAUCCAUUUCUUACAGCACACCCAGGCUGAUCUUGCAAAGGAUAAGAACAUGCACCUCACUCUUCCCAGUUAGAUUUUUUUUAUUGCUUCUCUUACACUAGUGUUACAACCUUUAAAAUUGUUUGUGAGGCUCUGUAUUAUAUGGAUUUUACAAAGCAUUCAGCCUUAUUUUGUUCCAGACUCAUUUUAUGCACUAAGACUUCCCAGGAUUAAGGGCAUAGAUCUGGGGCAUCGCUAUCACAAUAUGACAUUAUGUGACCUGUUUGACUUAUAAACCUCAGGGUUUUAAUUCUUAAAAUAGGAAUAAUAAAAGACAUACCACAGAAAUGUAUUAAGUUAAAAAGUGUCUGUUGUAAAUUGAUACAUAUUAAAUGAAAAGUUGCAUGUAAACUAUUUUAUGUAGUAUUUCAAAUAUAGCAGAUAUUCAAUCAAUAAUAACUAGGAUGCACUGAGUGCAUGCUGUGAGCCAGGCAAUGUUCGACAUAACCAGCGUUUGUUAACUCAUUUACUCCUCACAAGUAAAACAAGAUUCCUUUAUGAGUAAAAUACAGAAUCCCUGGGAAGCACCAGAAUUGGAAAAACCUAAAAAUUUCGGAAAUCUUUGCACUGUAGAUGAAUAAUUGAUAUAGAUCUAAGUUGUAGAACUAUAAGGCUUAGAA